Penicillium taxi is the source of this 606-nucleotide messenger RNA. RefSeq lists its product as uncharacterized. The transcript has 2 exons. The record is from RefSeq and is a predicted model, not a curated record. NCBI's taxonomy places the organism in Eukaryota, Fungi, Ascomycota, Eurotiomycetes, Eurotiales, Aspergillaceae. Bases 1 to 606 code for a protein of 201 amino acids.
AUGUCCAUCAUAUUCAAUGCCCUCCCCCUCCUACCGCCUAUCUCUGAAUACGGCGAGCCUUUUUACCGCUCAGUUGAGCAGGCUAUUGAGGCUAUCAACAUACAUGCCCAGCCCCAAGGCUUCGCAGUCUCAAAGCGAAGCUCCCAGCUUAAUCGUAUCCAACUACGAUGCGCCCGAGCUGAUUUCCACCCCCAUUGGCAUCUUCCAGAGGCACCAUCUAUUCAACCAUCUAUUCAACCAUUCUCUCCGCCCAUUCCGGCAUCUCAGGUGCAGAACCCCCCUAAGGCCAUUACCCGGGGCCGUCCUCCGGCCUCAUCGGCGCGGCAGGCUAUCUCUCAGCGCUCAACCCAGCGCUCACCAUCUCAAUUUGAGAUCACCGAGCAGCAGAUACUAGCUGAGAACCAGGAAUUUGAAGUAUCACGGGCGGCCUCGCAGGCAUCUCAGGCAGGGGGGGAAGGGGGGGCAUCGCAGGCAUCGGCGGCAGGGGGGGCAGGGUGGGAAGCUUCGGAGGAUGAAGGGCCAAGAAGAUCAGGCCGGGCGCCUAGGCCAAAGAGGAGAAGAACGGAUGAGACAACUCAGGGUGAAACCACUGAAACAGACCAUUAA